Molecule: messenger RNA, 2992 nt
Organism: Gracilinanus agilis (Agile Gracile Mouse Opossum)
Lineage: Eukaryota; Metazoa; Chordata; Mammalia; Didelphimorphia; Didelphidae
Gene: ABHD4
Product: abhydrolase domain containing 4, N-acyl phospholipase B
Exons: 7
Coding region: 911-1867 (318 amino acids)
Cellular component (GO): lipid droplet
Molecular function (GO): phosphatidylcholine lysophospholipase A1 activity
Source: RefSeq, a predicted model, not a curated record
GUUGCAGAUUUGCAACCAUUCCAGAAUGCCUUAGUUAAUGAUUUGUGAAAGAAAGAUCUUUAUUUGAUGGCUUCUAGUGCUAGGCUGUUUCUCAAAUCAUAGACACAAAGGGUCAUUUCCAUCUUGCAACAAGCAUCAGAGGAUUAUCUUAAUGCUACUAACCCAAGUCUAUGUUGACUACCAUAUUGCCUUGAAAGAUGGAGGCUAGACCAAAUGACUUUUUCCAAUCCAUCCAGGUGCCAGGAUUUUGUGAAAGGGGUUACCAUCUUGGCAGACACUGAUUGGGACAGCCCCAUUAUAAGGGAAAUCUGCUAGUGGCUUACAUUGGGAAAAGGAAGUCUACUCUACCCACGUGGAAUUCUUACUGCAAGUCCAGAGUUCUAGAAAGCAUAAGGAAAUAUAAGAGGGAGAAGGAACCAGUCUCCUGUACAUUAAGGGAAAAUAAGGUCAAUUAUUUCCUAUCUCCAUUGCACCCAUGAGAAGUAGAGGCUUUUACUCCUCAAUUCUGUAACUUGGGAACCAAACCACAGAGGAAAGAAGUGACUUGUCUAUCUAUAUCCAAUGAGCCAGAGCCAAAAAUUGGAGCCAGUUCUCCUAACUCCUACCCUACCCUCUUGCUCCUCCUCUACAUCCCAACUACAGAGUUCAGAGUUGAACUCCCCCCACACAAGGAAACUGGACGUCUGCUGGUGAUCUCUGGGGAUCAUAUUUUUAGGAGCAGAAAGGGAGAGAGAAAGGCAGGCCUGCUACUCUGGAAAAACUGGCAGACCUCAUGAUAAUUUAGCCUGCUUAGUGAAGGUCAUCAUCAAGGAUCACGAAAAAAAAAAGUUUCUGAUCAAUUCUUGAUCUCUUUGAAUAUAGGCCUCAAAGCUGGCUGAGUAGCUGGCUACCUACUUGGUGUCCUACUUCAAUGUCUCAGCUGAAGAAUGUGGAGUCCAGGAUCUUACAGUGUCUCCAGAAUAAGUUCUUGGCCCGCUAUGUGUCCCUCCCGAAUCAUAACAAGAUCUGGACCGUUACAGUGAGCCCAGAGUUGGAGGACCGCACGCCCUUGGUGAUGGUGCAUGGCUUUGGGGGUGGUGUGGGUCUCUGGAUCCUAAACAUGGACUCACUGAGUACUCGGCGCACAGUGCACACCUUCGACUUGCUGGGCUUUGGGAGAAGCUCAAGGCCAAUCUUUCCCCGGGAUGCCCAAGGUGCCGAGGAUGAGUUUGUGGCCUCUAUCGAGACCUGGAGGGAGACUAUGGGUAUCCACAAAAUGAUCCUCCUGGGGCACAGCUUAGGAGGAUUCCUCGCAACAUCUUACUCUAUCAAGUAUCCUGAAAGAGUCAGACACCUCAUCCUGGUGGACCCAUGGGGUUUCCCGCUUCGACCGACUGACCCCAGCGAAAUCCGGACACCCCCAACCUGGGUGAAGGCUGUUGCCUCUGUCCUGGGUCGUUCCAAUCCUUUAGCUGUCUUACGGGUGGCUGGACCCUGGGGGCCUGGCCUGGUGCAGCGAUUCCGUCCGGACUUUAAGCAAAAAUUUGCUGAUUUCUUUGAUGAUGACACAAUAUCAGAGUAUAUCUACCACUGUAAUGCCCAGCAUCCCAGUGGUGAGACAGCAUUCAAAGCUAUGAUGGAAUCCUUCGGUUGGGCCCGGCGCCCCAUGCUGGAGCGAAUCCACCUAAUUCGGAAAGAUGUGCCUAUCACCAUGAUCUAUGGAGCCAAUACCUGGAUAGACACCAGCACUGGAGAGAAAGUAAAACUUAGAAGGCCAGGCUCCUAUGUGCGAGAUGUGGCUAUUGAGGGUGCCUCACACCACGUCUAUGCGGACCAACCACACAUCUUCAAUUCUGUGGUGGAAGAGAUCUGUGAGUCAGUCGACUGAGCUUGCCACCCUUGGAGGAAGGAGGAAAAGAGCACCAAGACUCAGCCCUCGUCUCCCUCUCUCCUUACCCUCACUAACCACUAUGUCGCCUAGGCAGAGUCAUAUUCUUCUUAGGGGUGGGGCAGGACAAUGACGAUGAAGAGCCCCUCCUGUCCACAUCCUGGAGAUGAGGGGCAGUAGCGGCCUGGAGUUCCCCACCCUAGGGAUUUCCACAAAGGAUCUUAGAUCCCAUCCCGUUCUCAUGCCAAAGUGUUAGCAAUGAGUUGGUUUUUAAGUGUUAUAUAAACCCAGAGAUGUCUUCAUGUAUUCUGCUCUCUCUAUUCAUAAUGUGCCAAGGGAUGGGGGGGCGCCUCCUCAUCUGGAGAAACUGGGGAGGUGGGGAAUUCCCCACAAGGCCCGACCGAAUCCUUAAGAGAUUAUCCACCUUAGUCUCAUCUUACCCCAGAGGAAAUGAAGGCCUAAAGGUCAGCGGCAAAGCUGACACUUGAUGCCACACGCCACCUCCAGAUUUGGUAUUCUUGGAGAACUGAGCCACUCCAGCUGCCAUCUACAUGGCUCUCUGGCUUACAACUCCAUACUCCCACCUGGGACGAGCAGCCAUCCCUCCUCCUGGGUUCACCUUAGCUUCGGCUGAUGUUAAACCAUAGCUUAAGCCCAGUGUUGUGCUGCCCCCUCCUGACUAUUCACUGGGAGGCCAUAGAGUCUCCCUUUGUGCCUUGGGCAGUGAAGCCCCUCCUGGAUAAGGGUGAUCCCUGCUGGAGAUGAGGGCAAUGAUUUCACCUCUUCUCCAUUGCUGGUAUGAAGAGAACCUCGUCACCAGCUAUGAGCCCACACCUGUCCUCUGCUCAGAGAUUGAUCCUCAGCCACAGCCUUGGUCAUCAUGGCCUGCUCAGUGCUGCUGCUGAUCUAGCGGCUUCCCGGGUCCGAGGGGCAUUGCUGUAAGUCCUCUCCUGCGUGGUAGGUGAUGUUGACAAGACGGGCACCUAAUCCAAAGUAUUUUCCAUCUAUCCAACCACACUUUUUUUUUAACCAGGUAUUUCAACAAUAUUAGUACCCAGUGCUUUAUACCAGCCCACUUACCUUGGAGUCCUUUUCUAUAUUAAUAAAGAAAUGAAAAUGCUUCAA